This is a messenger RNA of Spodoptera frugiperda (fall armyworm), 688 nucleotides long. RefSeq names its product 39S ribosomal protein L18, mitochondrial (gene mRpL18). Bases 102 to 620 code for a protein of 172 amino acids. The record is from RefSeq and is a predicted model, not a curated record. Gene Ontology annotation, biological process: translation. The transcript has 2 exons. Gene Ontology annotation, cellular component: mitochondrion; ribosome. NCBI's taxonomy places the organism in Eukaryota, Metazoa, Arthropoda, Insecta, Lepidoptera, Noctuidae. Gene Ontology annotation, molecular function: 5S rRNA binding; structural constituent of ribosome.
UCAAUGUCAAAAAUCUGUCAAAUACACCAAUGUCUAGAAAUUAGGUUAUUUCACUAAUUUCGAUUUUAUAAAAUUCAAAACAUUGUAAUUACAGAAUAAUAAUGAAUAACAUCAAAAGAGUACUGACAGCGCCAAGCUUGUCUAGACUAAGCUCAACAGCACCAGCUGAAUUUAUAAACAGAAACCCUCGGAACUUGGAAAAAAUAAGGAUCGCUCGCAAACCUGAUGGCUAUCACUUGGAAGCUGCAGGGAGGAAGUUCUGGCAUAAGCUAGUACUAACAGCGAGUAACCGCACAGUAACCGCCCAAGUAGUCCAUUUCGUGAAUGGUCCAGUAAUAGAAGCCAAAACCUCAGAAUGGGCUUUACGCAAACAACUUUACAGCAUCAAGGAUACCUGUGCAUACAUUAAUCUAGGCAAAGUCUUCGCUCAACGGUGUUUAGAAAGUGGUAUUACAGAGAUGUAUUGUAAUAUCAAGCCAGUGGAAGGUGGAAAAGUCGACAGAUUCAUCAAAGAGGUUGUCAAUGGCGGUGUCAAAUUGGAAGAACCUGAAGUCUACAAAAAACCCAAUCCGUGGGACUUACAUCGACCAGAAAAACCUUGGGAGGUUGCUGAAGAAUAAUAUUUUAAUAUAGGUUUAAUUAAGUAGCAAGUAGGUAAUUAAAACAAAAUAAAUAUUAUUUAAUGUGA